Strongylocentrotus purpuratus (purple sea urchin) is the source of this 2786-nucleotide messenger RNA. RefSeq lists its product as uncharacterized. Lineage: Eukaryota; Metazoa; Echinodermata; Echinoidea; Camarodonta; Strongylocentrotidae. The record is from RefSeq and is a predicted model, not a curated record. The coding region runs from base 1 to 1221 and encodes 406 amino acids. The transcript has 9 exons.
AUGUUGUCCCAUGUUUUCAUAGCAGUCACUCCUACAAUAUUAACCUGUCUACGUGACCUUGAGAUAAACGACCUUCAGGGUGGAAAAAUUCAUGGAGAGACUGUAGGACUCACGCAGACAAGGAAAGACUACAUCCCCAAAGAGCAAGCUUUGUUGAAGAAAACGUUCACUCAAUACACCGUCUGUCUGGAGAAGAUCUUGCUUUCCGAUGGAGAUGGAUGGAGUUUCCUUUUGGAUGAUAUCGUAAAGAUCAUUUGUGAUCUCAUGAGCUGGCUUGCUGGUCUACAUGAUAAAUCCAUAGUAUAUGGAGAUGUGCGAGCUGGGAAUAUCUUCAUCAAUGACCAUAUGAAAGCCUUUCUCAUCAGCUCUGAAAAAUCCAAGGAGCAGAACAACGAGGCUGCACUUCUUGAUGAGUCUCUCAUUGAUGUGAAAGCAAUGUGCAAGGUCAUGGGUGGCCUCUACGCAUUCUACAUGAGGAUGAAACCUCGAGACUCUCAGAAGAAAGCAGAGACAGCAUUGUUCGCUCUUCUCCGUAGAGGAUACAGAGAUGGUAUAUCAGCAAAGGACUUUUUGGAAGUGCUUAGGCGAAUCGUAGUUGAUGUAGGUGAGCAAGAAGAGGCUCCCCAAGAAGAGGCUCCGCGACAACCACCAAUAAAGAAAAUUUCAGAGCUGGGAUCUGCAGUUGCCAUCAGCCAGGGUCUAUCAAUGAAGAUCCCGAGUUCAGAGCCGCGACCUGAAGCCGUCGGCAACAAAGUUCCGCUGCAAGCAUCAAGAGACGCCAACAAUGAAGGUCCAGGAAACAAGUCUAUGGACAUGGCCAUGGAAGAUCACUGCUCUACAGUUGGAGCAACCACCCAUGCAGAUCGAGUUCGCGAGCAAAAGAAGGCUGGAGCUGUCACUAACAAGAUACCAGAGCUGGGAUCUGCAGCUCAGAGCCAGGGUUCAGAGCAAGUACCUGAAGCUUAUGUCAGCAACCAAGUACCUGAUGCUGUCAGCAACCAAGUUCCUGAUGCUGUCAGUAACCAAAUACCUGAUGCUGUCAGCAACCAAGCUCCGGUGCCAGCAUCAGGAGCGAACAACGAGGGUCCAGGAAACGAAUCUAGGGACACGACCGGCGAUUUAGAUAGUAGAGAGAUGGAAGAUGGCUACUCUACAGACGGAACAUCCAUUCAUGAGACGCUCAUGGCAGAUAUGGAGAUGGAGAUGUUCCAAUCUAAAUAACAAGGGUCGUCCGAUGAUCCAGGGUUUUUUGUCCAGAAGAGAAGCAGAACAACAAAGUUUAAAAUCCAUCUGACAUCAUGUGGAGUAAUUACAAAGGUGAUAUGAUAUUCGCUCUAGGUGUUAUUUUGUUAAAGGGAGAUGGUCGUCAGUUUUCACAUGCAGAAGGUCAUAAUUUGCUGACACCAGACUUGUUGGAAAUAACAUUAUGAGUGUACAAGUCUUGCACACAGCAAACUCGUAGUCCCAUCAAGAAAUACCCCUUAUUCUGUCAGAGACUCUUCGGGUGAGGUAAAUGUAAGAUAAUGUCUUUAUCAUGGGGGAUGGGUGGAAAAUGCAGAGCAUCACACAAAACCUGUUGGUCAAAUAAGUGAAGGAUAAUCCUGGUGAUUGACAACACUUGUUAAUGGGUAAAACACCCGAAUGGUGUUGAAUUUCUCAUGAGAGCCUGCUAGUAUGCAUCUUUAAAGAUUUAGGGUGAUGGCUAAUUUGGGGUUUUAGAUUAGGGUUAAGUAUAGCAGGGUUUCCACAGUGGUGGACAAAGUCAUAGAAAAUGAAAAAUCUCCCAAUAGUCAUUGAAAGUCAUGGGUAUGGGCUGUGUGUUGCUAUGGCAGCCUUUCAGUUCAAACUAAUAAUGGUUGUGCGUGGUAUUCGUAUGCAGCUUGGAUGCCGCAACCCAUACCAAAAUGUACUUAAUACCUGGUCAUAGAAAAAGGCUGUUAAGGGUCAUGGAAGUAAUGGAAAACCAUGGAAUUUGGUUCUCAAAUUUCUGUGGGAACCUUGCAUGGUACAGUGAUACAGGGUCUAAGUUAGGUUAGAGCAUUUACUGGUAUUGUUUUUUAAGCAUGUGCUGUACAAUUACAACAUACACCUCAAAGCAACCUAUGCAUUAUUUUUCUGAGUAGAAUGAUUUGAAAACAUGUGAUGUAAAAUUAUUUUGUUUGGGGAAAUAUAUUACUACCGGGUAUAUCUUCCAAACUGUUUUGGGGCUUUAAAUGAUAGGUCAUUUAAAUCAAUGUUGUUUGUGUAAAAAUCUGUACCAUAACCAUAAAUUUGAAUAAUUCUCUAUUGUAUAAAUGUAUUUGACCAUCAAAUCUAUCUAAGAAAAUUUGUGGUCCUUUCAAUCAUGGCUUUGAAUAUAGUGAUUAAUCAAUUUAUUCUCUGAUAAAUUUUCCAAAGGUUUCAAAUAAAUGUUGUAAUUAGUGGCUCCAUGGAUUAUUUGUUAGCAGCUAUAAGUGUACCCGAGUUAUUAUGGGCAACUCAAAUUCUCAAUACGUGUAGUUUUGAUAUUCAUUUUCUGUCAUAUUUUGUUUAUGAAUAUUAUUAUUGAAUAUAUCAAAUAUUGUCGAUUUGAUUGAAGUCUGUAGUCUUUUUGACUGAAAGUUGGUGCAGAUUUUUUUUUCAAAGCUUUUCUUGUAGAGAAAUCAUGAUGAGCAUAGAAACUAAAGAUCUUAUGCUGCAAUCAACUGCAGCUUCUUAACACAGAUUAUCAUUAAUUUAUCAAGAUAUAUAAAUUGUAGGUGCAUUAAAGGAAGAGAUUACCGGUAUCUCUAAUAUUUAUAUUUUUA